Molecule: messenger RNA, 1295 nt
Organism: Botrytis porri
Lineage: Eukaryota; Fungi; Ascomycota; Leotiomycetes; Helotiales; Sclerotiniaceae
Exons: 8
Coding region: 436-1191 (251 amino acids)
Molecular function (GO): oxidoreductase activity, acting on the CH-OH group of donors, NAD or NADP as acceptor
Source: RefSeq, a predicted model, not a curated record
UCUCAAUAGGUAUAUCUUUAAGCCCCAACCCCACUACACAGUCACAGUGGGCGGCGCGGGGGAACAGAUAAGCAACCCGCAUCCCGUUCAAAUUAGAUAGUGGGGCUUAUAGCCGGGUAUAUGUAUAUACUCUUCAGCUCUCCUUCCUUCAACCCUCAGAGACCAAUUGAAAUCCACAUAUCAAGCCAACAAUAUUUCAUCCAAUGGUAUAAAAUGAAGAGGCAAAUUUAUCUUUUGUAAUAUCCAUGAUUGGAAAUACAGAUUGUAAUGAGGAACAUAUCUGUGUAGGUAUUUUUUCACUUAAGGAUUACUGAUCCAUAGUUUUUAAACUCUUGUCUACUUCUAUAACCUGUAUUCAACAGUCUAUACUCAUACAUUCAUACACUUAAAUUCUGGAUUAAUUGAUUUUAUUGAUUGAUCUUUAACACAUUCAUCAUGGCGCCAACAAUCGUUCUUAUUAGUGGUGCAAACAGAGGUUUAGGAAAAGGUCUCCUAGCCCAAUACAUCAGCAAACCCGAUCACAUCGUCAUUGCCGCCAAUCGGGACCCUUCGCAUCCAACAUCGAAAGCCCUCUCAGAACUGCCUACUGGUGCUAACACCAAGCUCUUCGUUAUCAAAGUCGACGGAUCCUCCCCCACCUCCGCGCAAACCGCCAUCGACACGCUCCCCUCCCUCGGAAUAGACCAUUUAGACCUCGUCAUCGCCAAUGCAGGUGUAUCUUACGCCUGGCCCACCGUUGCCGAUCUAAAGAUCGAAGAUCUAGAAGGCCACUUCAUACCAAAUGUUUUUGGAGCUGUGAGAUUAUAUCAGGCAACUUUGCCAUUAUUAUUGAAGAGUAAGGAUCCAAAAUGGGUUACUAUUGGAAGUACGGCGGGGAUGAUUACCAACCAACUCCCCAUCCAGAACCAACUCCCCAUCCCGAACGGCGCCUACGGCCCCUCCAAAGCCGCCAUCCACUGGUUCACCAAACGCAUGAACGUCGAGAACCCCCCCUUGAACGCGUUCGUUCUCGAUCCCGGCUGGUGCCAAACCGAGCUCGGUAACGCGGGUGCCGUCUAUUUUGGAAUGGAUCAAGCUGCUGUUUCAGUUGAAGAUUCAUGUGCCCUGAUGGCGCCGCUUAUUACGAAGAGUACGAAGGAGAGUCACGGGGGAAAACUUUGGAGUUAUGAGGGGGGUCAGUUGGAGUGGUAGAUUGUUUGGGGUUUGAGAUGUGGGUGGAGGAUUAUAUGAAGGUCUAGACCGCUUGAAAUAUGAUUUAAUGUGAUUUUGUGUCGAUAUAAAAAUAGGUGGAUAGA